Botrytis deweyae is the source of this 1227-nucleotide messenger RNA. RefSeq lists its product as uncharacterized. The record is from RefSeq and is a predicted model, not a curated record. Gene Ontology annotation, biological process: cytosolic ribosome assembly. Lineage: Eukaryota; Fungi; Ascomycota; Leotiomycetes; Helotiales; Sclerotiniaceae. The coding region runs from base 1 to 867 and encodes 288 amino acids. Gene Ontology annotation, cellular component: mitochondrial matrix. The transcript has 2 exons.
AUGCUUUCCCUCCGUACUCUUACCCGCUCAGCACCACGAGUUGCUCGCGGUCUCACCAACACCGCCAUCAAAACCGCAACCCGACCCUCCCUCCUCCAAACCGCUUUCCCCGCUUCAAGACUCCAAUGCGCAUCUGCAUUUUCCACUUCGAGCAUCAGAGCUAAGUCUGCUGCUCCAGAAAGCGAUGCUGAACUGGCCGAGAAGCUCGCUAGCGAGAUCCAAAUGGAGGAGGAGAUGAAAGAGCAUGAGGAACUUCCUACAAGUGUGAAGGAUUAUAUGGAGAAUGGUCCUUUUGAGAUUCUUGAUACACCUGGACAGGAAGAGGUUAUUUUGACUAGAAGCUUUGGUGAUGAGAAAAUCCGCGUCUCCUUCUCCAUCGCCGACCUCAACGCCUACGACCCCGACUCCGACGAAUUCCAAGACCGCGCCAUGUCCGACGAAGACCCCAACAUCGACCCCGCCGACCCCUCCGAGCUGGACCCUGAAAACCCCUCCGACGCCGAAGGCGAGUCCCAAGGCUUCCCCGCCCGCGUAAACAUCAUUGUCGAGAAGAAGGGCAAAGGUGCGCUCGCUAUUGAAACCGUCGCCGAGGGUGGCAUGAUCGUCGUCGAUAACGUAUACUACUAUGCGGACGCCGCGCACGCCUAUGCAAAGACUACCGAGGCUGUCCACCAACGUCAAGAUAUGUAUGUCGGUCCUCCUUACGCAAACUUGGACGAGGAUUUACAGGUGUUGAUGGAGAGAUAUUUGGAUGAGCGAGGAAUCAACCAGGCAUUGGCGAUUUUCGUGCCCGAUUACAUUGAUAUGAAGGAACAGAAGGAGUACUUGAGAUGGUUGAAGAAUGUUAAGGGAUUCGUUGAGGCUUAAGUAUCAUUCAUUGACGCUCAGAAUCACUGAUCCUCAACCAUUCCCUUUCCCCCCCCGUACGAAAAAAAAAGCGUUUCUAUUUUGGCUUUCCCUUCAAUGUUGUUUUCAUACCCUUUCCACUCUGCUGGCACCAUCAUACCUAUAAGCUAGGUACACCUGUAUACUAUCAGAUAGCAAGACUGUCUACACUACGUACGAUAUGACAGAUACGAAUGCUAUGUAAUGAAUUUCAAGAGACAUACUUGAUUAUGCCUUUUUCUUCGCUCAAUUGGUGAACUGUGAUUGUGCUGUUUGAAUUUCAUUGCUUCGUUAUACGCACCAGUCUUGUGCUUCUCAAUAUGCUCUAUUCCAAGUGCUAUU